AUGUCUUCCGGUGGAGAGAAGGCUAACCCUGCCUCCCAGCCUGACGGCAAGGCCGCUCAGAGCACCAAGUCUGACUUGGGCAUGGGCUCCUACAAGAUGUGUGUGUACGAGCGGGAGAACUUCCAGGGCCGUAUGAUCGAGAUCACCAAUGAGUGUAUGAAUGUGUGUGAAAUGGGCAUGGACAAAGUGCGCUCGCUGCGCGUGGACUGUGGCCCUUUCGUUGGUUUUGAGCAGAUGAAUUUCUGUGGUGAGAUGUACAUCCUGGAGAAAGGCGAGUACCCUCGCUGGGACUGCUGGAGCAACUGCCAGAGGAACGACUACCUGCUCUCCUUCAGGCCUGUCCGCAUGGACCCAGAGAAGCAUAAGAUCUGUCUGUAUGAGGUUGGCGAGUAUAAGGGCCGUAAGAUGGAGAUCAUUGAUGACGACGUGCCCAGCCUGUACGCCUACGGCUUCACUGACCGAGUUGGCAGUAUCAUGGUCAGCUGUGGCACCUGGGUGGGCUAUCAGUACCCCGGUUACCGUGGCAGCCAGUACCUGCUGGAGAAGGGCGACUACAGACACUUUAAUGAGUAUGGCGCCCGCUGCCCCCAGAUGCAGUCGGUGAGGCGCAUCCGCGACAUGCAGUGGCACCAGGAGGGCUGCUACACCAUGGCCAGCAAGUGAGGGCUCGGGAGGACGAGAAAGAGAGGGAGC
This is a messenger RNA of Colossoma macropomum (tambaqui), 693 nucleotides long. RefSeq names its product crystallin, beta B1, like 2 (gene crybb1l2). Lineage: Eukaryota; Metazoa; Chordata; Actinopteri; Characiformes; Serrasalmidae. Gene Ontology annotation, molecular function: structural constituent of eye lens. The record is from RefSeq and is a predicted model, not a curated record. The coding region runs from base 1 to 663 and encodes 220 amino acids. The transcript is spliced from 5 exons. Gene Ontology annotation, biological process: visual perception; lens development in camera-type eye.